Molecule: messenger RNA, 552 nt
Organism: Penicillium longicatenatum
Lineage: Eukaryota; Fungi; Ascomycota; Eurotiomycetes; Eurotiales; Aspergillaceae
Exons: 3
Coding region: 1-552 (183 amino acids)
Source: RefSeq, a predicted model, not a curated record
AUGCCCUCCAUCGAAGAGGCGCUAGGCCAAGAGCGCCAACACGCGCAAUUCCCAGCCCGAACCACAAGAAGAUCAAAGGUUGAUGCCCAAAUUCUUGAGGAUGCAGGUGACGAUGCUCAGCAAAUUGAUGUCGGAGAGAUCAGUCAGAUCCGAGAGACCACCGGGGAGGGCCCCGACGCUGGCAUCAACAGGCAGCUUGUCAACAAGGCCAGUAAUGAGACUGAGGAUAGGGAUGUUGGACAGGUCAAUGUCAUCACCACGCUUCUGAACGCUGGGUGCCUCAGUAGGGGCAACGUAGACAGUAUGGGUGCGAGUAACGGUGAAGGUUUUGCCAGCGCUGGUGGUGGGCAUAGGGAAGAGGUUCACGCUCGCGGACAGGGGCAGCUCAUCUGUGAUGCAGUUGAGAACGGCUUGGACGUCAACCUGGAGGGAGACACCGGAGAGAUCGACCUCGACGGUACGUUUGGCGGCAUGGGAAUGGGUGGCAGCGGCAGUGCCGGCGGCGAGCACAGUUGUGAAGAUGGUAGAGAAACGCAUUGUGAUCGUGGAUAG